Solanum verrucosum is the source of this 2184-nucleotide messenger RNA. RefSeq lists its product as uncharacterized. The coding region runs from base 1 to 2184 and encodes 727 amino acids. Gene Ontology annotation, molecular function: nucleic acid binding. The transcript has a single exon. The record is from RefSeq and is a predicted model, not a curated record. NCBI's taxonomy places the organism in Eukaryota, Viridiplantae, Streptophyta, Magnoliopsida, Solanales, Solanaceae.
AUGGGUCAGAAGUUUGCAGAAUUGGCCAAGAUGGGAGACUUUAUAGAGGAAGGUGUUAAAUCUGGGAAAAUUCAGUCUAUGGUCGCAUUGCAAGCUGCAAGUAGGGCUAUACAAUCGGGUUCCAUUGGCGGCAUCAAAAAGAAAAGGGAGGAUGUCUCAGCUGUCACUUACCAACCAGGAGGACCAUCUCACCGAUACCCCAAUAAUCCCCAAAUCGCUGCGCAUACUUCAUACGUCCCAGUGUAUAAUACCCAACCACACCAUAACCCACCCCGAGCACCAGCAUACCAAAACCCUCCAAGACCAUAUGUCCCUGUCCAAGCACCAAUUCACCAAAAUAGACCAGCAUAUGCACCAAGACCACGUCCAAAUCCUGAAGCUAGAAAUGCUCGCGCUUACACACCGAUUGCUGAGCCCUAUGCUCAAUUGUUUGAGAGGUUGAGGACAGCGGGAGUGCUGCAACCAGUUGAAGGAAAACUUCCUGAUUCAAUCCCUCGUAAUUUUGAUAGGAACAAGAGAUGUGCUUACCACUCGGGAGUCCAGGGACACGACACAGAAGAUUUUUAUGGUUUGAAGAACCAGAUUGAGUCUUUGAUUAGGAGAGGAGUAAUCAAAUGCACUCCGGCACCUCCCAAUGUGAACAACAAUCCCUUGCCAAACCAUGAGAAUCGGGAAGUCAACAUGGUUACUCUGGAUGACGAAUAUGGGACCCCCGAUUAUCCAAACAUAGAUGAAGCGGAUGCCAUGACGUCUUCGGCGCAACCUGUUAUCACUGUUCAGCUAAGGGAACCUCUGACUGUCCAAACAUAUCUCCCAAGAGUUGUAGUGACCAGUCUAAUUGCUAAGAAGCCUGAGUAUGACACCAAAGCAGUCCCUUGGGACUAUCGAGCAAGUGCCAAGGGCAAAAUGAUCGACACUGCCGUGGCUCAAGGGAUGACUAGGUCAGGGAGGUGCUAUGCCCCAGAAGACCUAAAUCAAAGAGUUCUCGGGAAAGAACAGAAUCCAAAGAAGAAUAUUACCGAUGCUGAAGCCGCAGAGUUUUGGAAGAAGAUGCAGUCUAAAGACUAUUCGGUUGAAGAACAGUUGAAGAAGACGCCAACCUACAUAUCAAUUUGGUCUUUUCUUAUGAGUUCUGAAGCUCAUAGGAAUGCUUUGAUGGAGGUGUUAAGCGGAGUGAUAAUUCCAAAAGAGACCACAAGUGAGACCUUAGCUGCAACAAUUGGAAGAAUAGUGGAAGCUAACAAGAUUUCUUUCCACCACAAUGAGUUGCCCGCAGAAGGGGCUGGGCACAAUAAAGCGCUUCACAUCGCAGUCAAAUGUUGUGAUAAAAUUGUGACUCAAGUUUUAAUUGAUGGUGGCUCUGGAUGUAACAUCUGUCCUUUCACCAUUUUGAGAGAUUUAGGUGUUAAUAUGGGAGAGAUAAAGGAAAGUCGUGUAAAAGUUAGAGCCUUUGAUGGAGCGCAAAGAAGUGUCAUCGGAGAGAUAUAUCUCACAUUGCAGGUGGGGCCGGCUGAAUUCCCUAUUCUAUUUCAAGUGAUGGAUGUAUCAUCCAACUACAACCUGUUGUUGGGAAGACCAUGGGUUCACAUGGCAAGAGCGGUUCCUUCCACUCUUCAUCAAUGUGUAAAGUUUGAGUGGGGUCACACAGAAGUUACCAUCCACGGAGAACUCAGUCACCCCAUUCAUUCUGUUAAUUCCAUCCCAGUCACCGACAAGUUAGAUGGAGCCACUUUUCACACUUUGGAAAUCAUGCAAGCUAUAAGGGUUAAUGAGGGAGCAGAGCCCGAAGAUACCAAGUUGUCAAGUGCAGCGAAAAUGGUUGCGUCAGAAAUGUUGAAGUAUGGGUAUCAGCCUAAGAAUGGACUUGGACCCAAGUCCAAUGGCAUAGUUGAGCCGAUCCAGCUGAAGCAUCAGAGAGGCACCAACGGACUAGGAUACGAGCCUACCUCGAGAAGAGACUGUCACGGGUCAAGUGAUACAAUCUUUGUACCAGAACAAUCUUCUAUUCCAGAUCAAGCUGGAGUUGAUAACAUCGUAGAAGGAAUAGGCAAUUUGUUUGUGGCCAUGGCUGGAGAAGAGGAAGAGAUAAAUCUUAACAAGUUGACCAUCCGUGAUGCCGAACCUGGAGAAAUCUUGCAGAAUUGGACCACCAGCCCGUCCCUGUUUCAACCAGAGUCCUGGUAG